AUUAAUGUUUUCAAAGGAAUUGCGGAUGAAGAUGCUGCCAAGGUCGUGGAUGGUUUGGCUCCAAAGGUUGCUGAUAGAAACGAUUCUAUUGAACAAGUGAAGAAGCUAUAUAAGGUUUUCUGUGAAUCUGAUUGCACAUUGUUGGAAAUCAAUCCACUUGCUGAGACUUCUAGCAACCAAUUAGUAGUUGCUGAUGCGAAGUUAAACUUUGAUGAUAAUGCUGCAUUUCGUCAAAAGCAGAUAUUUUAUCUUCGUGAUCCGUCACAAGAGGAUCCUCAAGAAGUUGCAGCUGCCAAAGCUGAUUUGAAUUACAUUGGCUUAGAUGGAGAAAUCGGUUGCAUGGUAAAUGGUGCAGGGUUAGCAAUGGCUACAAUGGAUAUAAUUAAGUUGCAUGGGGGAACUCCUAAUUUUCUUGAUGUAGGUGGAAAUGCUUCUGAAGGCCAGGUCUGGUAG
Messenger RNA from Hibiscus syriacus, 453 nucleotides. RefSeq names its product succinate--CoA ligase [ADP-forming] subunit beta, mitochondrial-like. Gene Ontology annotation, molecular function: succinate-CoA ligase (ADP-forming) activity. NCBI's taxonomy places the organism in Eukaryota, Viridiplantae, Streptophyta, Magnoliopsida, Malvales, Malvaceae. The transcript has 4 exons. Gene Ontology annotation, cellular component: mitochondrion; succinate-CoA ligase complex. The annotation marks the transcript as partial. The record is from RefSeq and is a predicted model, not a curated record. Gene Ontology annotation, biological process: succinyl-CoA metabolic process; tricarboxylic acid cycle.